AUGAUUCUAGAUAUCCAUUUUAUAUAAAAAUACACUAGUGUCUCAAUAAAAAGAAUCCAAAUUUGUAAUAGGAGCUAAUUAAUAAAAUGGGUGUAUUUUUAAUCAAAGAAUAUUUUGAAGAAAAGUUACUCACUGUAUAAAUUAAAUAGGAUGUCUAAAAUCUAAACUCUUAAGAUAUAUACUAAAUUUGUUUAAGUAAAUGGGAAUGCUACUUUUAAGAAGCCUAGAAAAUAAGAAAAAAUGGAAUAAAUUUAUUAAAGAAAUGGAGAUAAUUUAGAAUUCAACAAAAAAAAAGGCAACAAAUUUCAAUUACAUCAAUUCCUUAAGUUAUAAAAUUUUGCCAAUUCAAUAAACUAUAAUUUAAGGAUAUUUAAAUGUUAUUUAAUGGGAUUCAACAUGAGAGCCUAAUUAUCAAAAUCUAUAAAUUUUAAGAGUAUUUAUAUUGUUUAUUUUUUGAGAACUAGUGAGGCUGAGAUAAAACAUUUUAAGAGUGGCCGAUCUUUAAUUUAUCAAUUAGGUCUUAAAUAAUUUAGCAAGGAUAUUAACAGAAAUAAAGAAUGGCAAUCUAUAAUGUGAACGCUUUGAAGAACUAAAAUUAUAAUAUUAAAGUUGGAAGGAUGACAUAAAUACAUUUGAAAAAGAUGAAUAAGAACUCCUAGAAAGGAAUAGAUAAAUUCUCAAAUUGAAAUGGUAGAAAGUAUCAGCAGGAGUUAAAGUAUAAAGGAAAUUUGAUUCUCACCUAAUGAAAACUGUGGAGGAACAUUCAGAUGAAGAAGCUUGA
Molecule: messenger RNA, 781 nt
Organism: Paramecium octaurelia
Lineage: Eukaryota; Ciliophora; Oligohymenophorea; Peniculida; Parameciidae
Source: the annotation of a GenBank genome assembly